Scylla paramamosain (green mud crab) is the source of this 1863-nucleotide messenger RNA. RefSeq lists its product as uncharacterized. The coding region runs from base 1 to 1863 and encodes 620 amino acids. The transcript has 2 exons. NCBI's taxonomy places the organism in Eukaryota, Metazoa, Arthropoda, Malacostraca, Decapoda, Portunidae. The record is from RefSeq and is a predicted model, not a curated record.
AUGACCAAGACUCAUAAUGGCAACGGCAACGGCAUCGGCUUCACCUAUGGCGCUAACGGCAACGGGAAUGGUGCCAACGGCAAAGGAAGAUACGGAAAUGGAAACGGGAACGGUGUGAACGGCAAUGGUGCCGUUAAUGGCUACUGUUACACCAACGGGAACGGCAGAAAAAACGCAUUAACCAGAUACGGGCUUCCCAAUGGCAACGGUUAUACUUACGGUGCUAAUGGUAACAGUGCUGCGAAUGGCAAUAGCUACACCAACGGCAACGGUGCUGUCAACGGCAACGGUCACACUAAUGGCAACGGUGCUGUCAAUCGCAACGGCUACACCAACGGCAACGGUGCUGUGAACGGCAACGGCUACACCAACGGCAACGGUGCUGUGAACGGCAACGGCUACACCAACGGCAACGAUGCUGUGAACGGCAACGGUGCUAUCAAUGGCAACGGUUACACCAACGGUGUCAACGGCAACGGCGCUGUUAACGGAAACGGUUACAUCAACGGUGUCAACGGCAACGGUGCUGUGAACGGCAACGGCUACACCAACGGCAACGGUGCUGUGAACGGCAAUGGCUACACGAGUGGCAACGGUGCUGCGAACGGAAACAGCUACAACAACGGCAACGGUUUCAACAACGGCAACAGUGCAGUCAACGGAAACUUCUACACCAACGGAGUUAACGCCAACGAUGCUGUGAACGGCAACGGUUACACUAACGGAAUCAAUGGCAACGGUUACACCAACGGGAACGGUGCUGUCAACGGCAACGGUUACACCAACGGCAACGGUGCUGUCAACGGCAAUGGUUACACCAACGGAAACGGUGCUGUCAACGGCAAUGGUUACACCAACGGGAACGGUGCUGUCAACGGCAACGGUUACACCAACGGCAACGGUGCUGUCAACGGCAAUGGUUACACCAACGGCAACGGUGCUGUCAACGGCAAUGGUUACACCAACGGCAACGGUGCUGUCAACGGCAAUGGUUACACCAACGGAAACGGUGCUGUCAACGGCAACGGUUUUACCAACGGAAUCAACGGCAACGGCUACACCAACGGUAACGGUGCUGUGAACGGAAAUGGUAACGGCAACGGGUACUCCUACCAGCCCCCUAGUGUACCUGUGAACCUGUACCAGACCCCAGGCAGCAACGGCAACGGUGCUGUGAACGGCAACGGUGCUAUCAAUGGCAACGGUUUUACCAACGGAAUCAAUGGCAACGGUGCUGUGAACGGCAACAGUGCUAUCAAUGGCAACGGUUACACCAACGGUGUCAACGGCAACGGCGCUGUUAACGGAAACGGUUACAUCAACGGUGUCAACGGCAACGGCGCUGUUAACGGAAACGGUUACAUCAACGGUGUCAACGGCAACGGUUACUCCAACAGUCGCGUCAACGGAAACGGCGCCGUUAACGGAAACGGUUACAUCAACGGCCGCGUCAACGGUAACGGUUUCCGCAUCAACGGAAAUGGUUAUUCCAACGGCAACGGUGCUGUCAACGGCAAUGGUUACACCAAUGGAGUCAACGGUAAUGGAGUGAACGUCAACGGGUACACUAACGGAGUCAAUGGCAAUGGUGCUGUUAACGGCAAUGGGUACACCAACGGCGUUAACGGUAAUGGAGUUAAUGGCAAUGGUUACACCAACGGAGUCAAUGGCAAUGGUGCUGUUAAUGGCAACGGUUACACCAACGGUUUUAACGGCAACGGAGUGAACGGAAACGGUUACACUAACGGCGUUAACGGUAAUGGCGCUGUCAACGGUAACGGUGCUGUCAACGGCAACGGCAACGGGUACUCGUACCAGCCCACCAGCGUUCCCGUCAACCUGUACCAGACCCCACGAGGCUAA